AGAGACAGAGAGCGAGGAGAGAGAAAAGGAGAGAGAGGGAGGCCAUAUAUGAUGGAAAUGAAAUGAUGAACAUGGUUAGGGAAGGUCAUCAUCAGCCCUAUCUGAUCGUCUAUUUCUGAGGAGAUAUAUUUGAUCUUUCUUCCUAGGUUGGGCUUUCAUGGCUUACCAUGUUGGCUUAUUAGGAGAAGUCUUCUGAGAAAAAGGAGGCCACUCUUCUUCUCUUCCUCCUCCUCCUAGCUCCUUCAUCAUCCAAACCACCACCACCCACCACCUUCCACCUACUCUAUUUUCCUGAACAAUCAACAUAUGCAUAUACUGCACUUUGGGAUCUUGUUGGAAUUGUAAUUGCAGAAAAAAGAGUAUCUUACAGUCAAAGAAAAGCAGUAGAGAGAUAGAGAGAGAGCAAGAAAGAAGAAGACAGUAACUUUCAUGGCUGGACAACUGAGUGAAGCUAAACCAAGGAACAUGGUCUCUUCUUCAGUUGGGUUCUGCUACUCUGAUGUAUCCAGCAACCCAACCAUUCAUCAAACCCAGUUCACCAAUCAGAUCCAAGACUUUGGCUCCAACCCAGAGAUCUUCAACUUGACCACAGGGAUGGAGAUGAUAGGUUUCCUAAAGCAGAAUGAAAGUAACAACAACUCAGCUAUGUGGAAAGCUGGCUUCUUUGGCAAACCAGGGAACCACCAAGCAGGCCCAUCUUCUUCAAAGACAAUCAAUGAGUCAACAAGUUCUGAUUUUUAUCAUCACCAGCAUGAGUUUAACAACAAGCAACCUGAUUUCUCAACUGGGAUUUCAGAAACAAGUAGUGAUCAUCAUCAGAAUCUAAUGGUAGGACCUCAACAUCAAGACUCCUCUGGGGCUUGGCAAGAGAAUAGGUUCCUUGUUGAUGAUUCUUCUCUGAGGUGUGUGUUUCCGUGUGAAGGAAAUGAGAGGCCAAGCCAAGGCCUUUCACUCUCUCUUAGCUCAAACAAUCCUUCUAGUAUUGGGUUGCAGUCCUUUGAACUGAGGCAGACCAAUCAGCAUCAACCACAUCAGCAAGACCAACAAGACGAUGAUGAUGAAGAAAAUGUUGAUCACAUGAGGUUUAUUUCUUCUGCUUCAAGAGAUAGUGUUGGGCUCUUUGGAAAACCAUCAGCAAAUAUGCAGCAGCAGAUGAAUAUGAUGCAAGAUGGGUUUUUGGGAAAAGCUACUGCUUCUUCAAGUCUUCAUCCUGAAGGGCUGUUCCAUCUCAGAAACUCAAAGUACUUGGCUCCUGCUCAGCAACUUCUCAAUGAGUUUUGUAGCCUUGGAACCAAGCCAAGCACUGAUCACCUCCAUCCAUCAAUGCAAAAGCCCCACAAAAACAAGCUGUGGGAACAAGAAGACAAUGGCACUACUAGUUCUUCAAGAAACAAACAAUCCAAUAUUUACUCCCUUGAAUUUGUGGAGUUGCAGAAGAGAAAAACCAGACUGCUUUCAAUGCUAGAAGAGGUGGAGAGAAGAUACAAGCACUACUGUGAUCAAAUGAAGGCAGUGGUCUCGUCCUUUGAAACUGUGGCUGGUGCUGGGGCUGCCACAGUGUACUCAGCCUUGGCUGCAAAGGCCAUGUCACGACAUUUCAGGAGCUUGAAAGAUGGGAUUGUGAGUCAGAUUCAGGUCACAAGAAAAGCCAUGGGAGAGAAGGAUCCAGUGGCUCCAGGCACAACAAAAGGUGAAACACCAAGGCUUAGGAUUCUUGAUCAAACACUUAGACAGCAGAGAGCUUUCCAGCAGAUGAACAUGAUGGAGAGUCAUCCAUGGAGACCUCAACGUGGCCUUCCUGAGAGAUCAGUCUCUGUUCUUCGAGCUUGGCUCUUUGAACACUUUCUUCACCCGUACCCUAGCGAUGUUGAUAAACAUAUCUUAGCCCGCCAAACGGGUCUCUCAAGAAGCCAGGUCUCCAAUUGGUUCAUUAAUGCAAGAGUGAGGCUAUGGAAGCCCAUGGUUGAAGAAAUGUACUUGGAAGAAACAAAAGAGCGUGAAAACAACAUGAACAACUUGACCUCCUCAGAUGGGAUCACAAAAGACCCCGGGGACAGCAGCCGAUCGGGUCAAAACAUCCGUCCCGAGGAUCAAAAACCCACGCCCGACCAGCUCGUCCGAAUAGACUCCGAGUGCCUCUCCUCCAUCAUCACAAACCCAGACAAAAACCAUGACUCCAGAAGCAGCAAAAGCACCCUCUUAAACCACCACAUGCACCCACAACAAAGUUUUGGGAGGGUAAAUGAGUCAUUUGGGACAAUGGAGCUGGAUUUUUCAUCCUACAAUCACCAUCAGCAACACUCUGGAGGGACAGUUUCUUAUGCCAAUGAUCAUCAUCACAAUCCAAAUCAGGGUUUCAAUGGUGGAGGCGUGUCGUUGACAUUAGGGUUGCAACAGCAUGGUGGGAAUGGGGUGAGCUUAGCAUUCUCUCCUGCCUCACAGAGCUCUCUAUUUUACCCGAGAGAUCACAUUGAAGAAUGCCAACCAGUUCAAUACUCUCUCUUAGAUGGGGAAGGCCAGAACACUUUGCCCUACAGAAAUUUGAUGGGGGCACAGUUGCUACAUGACUUGGCUGGAUAGGCGAAACACUGCUCAAUUGGACAGUUUCAAGAGGUUCACUAUGGUUUAAUUUAAUUUAUGUCACAAAUAUGGUGAAUUGGAGAUUGGUAAUAGAUAAAGUAGUUUUAGGUAUAGAUGGAUAUAUAUAGCUAAAUACUUGAUACAUACAUAAAAGGCUAUACUGGGUUAGGCAACAAUUAUAUGAUGAUCUUCACUUUCAUGGCUGGGAUAGUUUUUUU
This is a messenger RNA of Prunus mume (Japanese apricot), 2798 nucleotides long. RefSeq names its product POX (plant homeobox) family protein (gene BEL1). Gene Ontology annotation, molecular function: DNA binding. Lineage: Eukaryota; Viridiplantae; Streptophyta; Magnoliopsida; Rosales; Rosaceae. Gene Ontology annotation, biological process: regulation of DNA-templated transcription. The record is from RefSeq and is a predicted model, not a curated record.